AUGUCAGCACACACCGAAUCAACUAUUAACCGCCGAUUUAUCAAAGGGAUAACGGUUGUCGGUAGUGUGAAAGUAGAAGAAAACUCUUCAGUUACUGAGGAAACUAUAUGCCUCAGUUCAAAGGAUUUCCCUUCCAUAUGCAGGCUGUGCUUAAGAAGGGACAGAUUAGUAAAACUCAAAGAUCAUCUACAUCUAACAGAUGUAAUAAGAAAUAUAACAAAUAUUCAGGUUGCCCGCUUUGAUGGUUAUCCCCAACAAAUAUGUGAAGUUUGCAUACUCCAAUUGGAGAAUAUUCUGGAAUUUAUUGAUACCACCAGGAACUGCAAUGAAAGUUUGCAGAAAAUCAAAGAAACAACUGAUGAAAAACGCCAUAUGUGUACAUUAUGCCCCAAAUCGUUUUCAAGGAUUGGUGCCCUAAAAAGGCAUUUGGAAUGCCACAAUUUGGUCCAAAAAUACAGAUGCAACAUUUGCAGUAGAGGUUUUGGAAGAAGAAGUAUUUUGACUCACCACCUCACCACUCAUACUCCUGACAAACCUUUUUAUUGCACUGUUUGUUCUCGAGGAUUUGCUUUGAAGGAAGAACUGGAAAAACAUAAAAGUAAGCAUGGGGCACACAAGCCAUUCCACUGUGAAGUUUGUCCGAAAAAAUUCGGCAAUAUGCAAGAACUGAGGCAGCACACUAGAUACCACACAGGCCAGAAGCCUUACAGCUGCCAACUUUGUAAUAAGAGGUUUUGUCAGCUUGGCCAUUUGAAUUUACAUGUGUCCACCCAGCACAAGACAGAUGGUGCAGUUUCAGAAGAUGCAGUAAUGGAAGACAUUGAAACAGAGGACAUUUUCAUAGAACACAUAAAAGAUGAGGAAGAAACAGUUGAUGAAACUGAGCUCUUGAUGGCAAAUACUACAAAACAAUUGAUAGAAUUGGAAAAUGAAGUGAGCCCUGAUGAACCUGGAUCAUCUGAUAGAGGGAGAAAUGUAGAUCUUCCUGUCUGUGCAAUUUGUUCUAAUAGAUUUGAGGUGUGUUUUAGUGAAGAUAAAUGA
This is a messenger RNA of Phaedon cochleariae (mustard beetle), 1041 nucleotides long. Lineage: Eukaryota; Metazoa; Arthropoda; Insecta; Coleoptera; Chrysomelidae. The record is from the annotation of a GenBank genome assembly.